Molecule: messenger RNA, 369 nt
Organism: Amyelois transitella
Lineage: Eukaryota; Metazoa; Arthropoda; Insecta; Lepidoptera; Pyralidae
Exons: 3
Coding region: 58-369 (103 amino acids)
Source: RefSeq, a predicted model, not a curated record
AAGCUCCGGCAGGGGGCGUUGAACGAACAGGUUAGGUUCGCCGACAAAAUAAUUUAUAUGGACCAACAAUCUGCUAUGAUUAAGGCGCAAUAUGUAACGUUCGUGUGCAUUAUUAUGUUUAGUGCUAUGUUGGAGACUGCUUCUAUCAGUAAGAGAAGUUAUUCAGAUCGAUCUGUUAGAGGAUAUAUAACUGAGAGAACAUGCUGGUGGAACGAAGUAUGUAAGGAGGAAUUUCAAAUUCUGUUCAGAUGUAAAUGUCCGUCUUGGUCUUACUGCAGAAGCCCAGGACGAUAUUACAACGCAGUGUGUUCCAUGACUGAAACUGGUUACAUCUGGGAUCAACCGAACUCUGAAUGGCGUGGACAAUAA